UCCUCCCACCAGCCUGCUCUGAUAGUGACGGAGGGAUGACGGAGGGAUGAUGGAGGGAUGACGGAGGAAAGAAAACAACUAUAAAGAGAUACACUUGUGCAUCAGACAGUAUGUCUCUCUGACUCGACAAAGUCCUCCAGUACGUCACAAUGUCUGUCAAUGCCAUACUGUAUAUCAGCUAGCCAAUUAUCCUCACACUAACAUCCACAGUCAAUAGCAUUCUAUGGUUGCAUCUGAAAUGGCACCCUAUUCCCUAUGUAGUGCAUUACUUUGAACAGGGCUCUGGUUAAAGUAGUGCACUAUAGGGAAUGGAGUGCCAUUUUGGACGUAACCUAUGACCCUCUACGAUCCCCCUGUCAGGACCAACCAUUACAUCCACUGCGCCCUGCAUAGGCUAUUAUGCUGAGUCUGGGGAGUAAAUUAGCUUUCCCUCUUUAGAAGUGAGAUAUUGUUCUACUCUUUUGCCUUAUUUUCUGUCCCUUUAGCAGGAAGGAGCAGCGGUUGUUUCUUUAAGGAUCGAUAUUGUAUUGCAGUGAGAGAUGUGUUGAGGUAAAAGGGGUAAAAAGUUGUGCUGAAUGCAUUAUUAAGUCUUAGAUUUAUUGGUCACUUUUAUUUCUCCAGUGUGUUGUUCCCUCUCCGUUGAGAGACAGGAAAGGUUAGUGGUUUAAUUGACUGAUUGAGGCUGCAGCGCUCGCAGUACGACCAACAGGACGGUGGGCUGGACUGCCCUCCGGUGGACAAUCUAUCCCACUGCAACCAAUGGAAUGUAGGUCCUGUUUGAAUACUUAAAAUUGCCUUCUUCCUCCCUUCCUUGAAUUCACUUAUUAUGCUUGGUGCUUAUGCACCAAUUGAUCAUAUAUUUCAUGAGGGAGGGAGGGAUGCAUGUUAAAGGUUUCAUUUUAUUAUUAGCAGUAGCGGUUUUGCUUCUUCAUAACAGUUUUGUCAUGAAAGGAAUUUGCUUGUUGACUUAGGUAGCCAUGGUUAUAAAAUCCUCCCAUUCACUGCUGAUACGAUUAAUUUGCAUAGCUGUAGAUAUUGACGUCUCCAUGGAAACGGAAAAGGAAUAACGUCAUCCACUUUGGCAGCCUCUGACCACAUCUAUUUUAACACAGAGGGAUGUUAAACAUCAAUAAAUACAUGAAAACAAAGUGACUAGAGACCCUGAAUCUGCUUGAUUCACUCUAAAAUGUGACUUCUGCUUUAUCCCAACCCCUCCGAAAGACACGUAUAGGCCUACAGGUUGAAGAGGUUGGAGCAGGGGGCUGCCACACUGGGCACCCAUGGAGCAGCUGUUGUGGAUUGCUCAAUAGCACAACGGAAGACAACGGCAUCUAGGAUUUGAUACCAGCAAUCUUCCGGUGAGUCAAAAGCAGCCCCGAAUCAGGAAGUAGGAUGCCGUGACAGACAUUAGUAGGCAGAAGGAAAUGGGCACCACCACCACACAAUGUCACCAUGUCUGCUGCUGCCCCUGUCCAUGGUAACACAAGGACGAGAGGGAGGAGAGGCCACAGGGAAAUGACCCCAUCGUCGAUCAUGUUGCUGCUGGCUCUGACAGCCUGCCUGGCAGGGACUGUGUUCUGCCAGGUUGAUGAGGACACAAAGACUGUUGAAGAAACACAAACAGAAAAUGAUGCUGGGUUCUCAGUGAUCCCAACUGUAAGUGACGCUACCCCUACACCAGACUCAUACCUAUCAUCUGAGAGUCCUUCAGAGGGAUAUGAGACUGAAGCUGAAUCUGGUUCUGGAUUCAGUCCAGGUGUCAAUUCAGAAGGGGAGGAUCAGCUCAAAUCCUCUGAAGCACCACUGGAGGACAGUCUGAGUCUCACCUUCAUCCUGGUUCCUGUUGUGCUGGUGGUCGUGAUAAUCGCCAUGGUAGUGGGCGUAGUCAUAAUCAACCGCAGAUGGAAUCGGAAAGAAAAGAGCAAUUGUGAUCAUGUAGAAGAGGAUAAAUAUUUGCAUGGUAGCGAUGACACAGAAAACGUUCCAAUGCCCAUGUUUGAGGAUGAUGUCCCCUCUGUGUUGGAGCUGGAGAUGGAAGACCUGGAACAGUGGAUGAAUAAAGAUGGUGGAGUUCGAAUGGACUCUGGACAAGGGAUCUAACAUGAGAUCAUGGCUAGUCCCUAAAGAGUCAUGGAGUCAGUCAAUUCUCUCUCCCAACCGUCCUCUUGCUGUACUGCCGGUGACAAAGGACAUUUCCCCAUCGCAGGGAAGGACAGUCUGUUACCCAGCAGCACUGCAGGCUUCUUCUAUUCAUGUCAAUGUCAAGGCAACGUCAUCAACCGACCACAUUGACAACGAGAAAGCAACACCUCCACCAAGGUGACUGCAAAAAACAGGAAAUGCUGAAUUUAUUUUCCAUUUCAGCAUAAACAAAAGACAAGUAACAAUAAAUGCACAAGUUAAACGUUCUUAGAACGUAACAUCUUAAAAUCUGCGCACUCCACCGUCAAUUGUACUGUGGUAUAGACUCUAUGGAGAAACAGUGUGUGGCAAUAGUCCUUUCACUACACGGAUCCUGAUUGUGGUAGGCCUAAUAAUGAAUGCUUUUUGCAACGCCAUCAACUCAGUACAGUGGCUUUUUAGUCAUUGUUUCAAGUUCAUAUACACUUUUUAUGUGAUUGUUUUAUUGGCUUUUGUAUUCAGAAUGUCAUGCAGUGAGAGAGGAAGGAGUAAAACACAGGAGGUUGGUGGCACCUUAAUUGAGGAGGAUGGGCUCGGGGUAAUGGCUGGAGCAGAAUGAGUGGAAUGCUAUCAAAUACAUCAGACACUUGGUUUCCAUGCGUUUGAUGCCGUUCCAUUCGCUCCGUUCCAGCCAUUAUUAUGAGCUGUCCUCCCUUCAGCAGCCUCCUGUGGAGUAAAACGUAUAAAACUAUUGCUGAAAGCAGGUGUCGGUAGCCAUGUUCUGACACCCAGACAACAAUAUCAGAACUUGACCUCCAAAGAUCCUACAGGCCCUCCCCUUUACAACAUAAACACAUAUUCCAUGCCCACAGUAAAGCCAUACCAGAUGGUAUAUAGUCUUAUUCCAACAGCCAACUAACCCAGUCCCAUGAUAGAUAUGAUGGCUCUAACCCAGUCCCAUGACAGAUAUGAUGGCUUUAACCCAGUCCCAUGUCAGAUAUGAUGGCUCUAACCCAGUCCCAUGAUAGAUAUGAUGACUCUAACCCAGUCCCAUGAUAGAUAUGAUGGCUCUAACCCAGUCCCAUGAUAGAUAUGAUGGCUCUAACCCAGUCCCAUGACAGAUAUGAUGGCUCUAACCCAGUCCCAUGAUAGAUAUGAUGGCUUUAACCCAGUCCCAUGAUAGAUAUGAUGGCUCUAACCCAGUCCCAUGAUAGAUAUGAUGGCUUUAAUUAACCCAGUCCCAUGAUAGAUAUGAUGGCUUUAAUUAACCCAGUCCCAUGAUAGAUAUGAUGGCUUUAAUUAACCCAGUCCCAUGAUAGAUAUGAUGGCUUUAAUUAACCCAGUCCCAUGAUAGAUAUGAUGGCUCUAACUCAGUCCCAUGACAGAUUUGAUGGCUCUAACCCAGUCCCAUGAUAGAUAUGAUGGCUCUAACUCAGUCCCAUGAUAGAUAUGAUGGCUCUAACCCAGUCCCAUGAUAGAUAUGAUGGCUCUAACCCAGUCCCAUGAUAGAUAUGAUGACUUUAACCCAGUCCCAUGAUAGAUAUGAUGGCUCUAACCCAGUCCCAUGAUAGAUAUGAUGGCUUUAACCCAGUCCCGUGAUAGAUAUGAUGGCUCUAACCCAGUCCCGUGAUAGAUAUGAUGGCUCUAACCCAGUCCCAUGAUAGAUAUGAUGGCUUUAAUUAACCCAGUCCCAUGAUUGAUAUGAUGGCUUUAAUUAACCCAGUCCCAUGAUAGAUAUGAUGGCUUUAAUUAACCCAGUCCCAUGAUAGAUAUGAUGGCUCUAACUCAGUCCCAUGAUAGAUAUGAUGGCUCUAACCCAGUCCCAUGAUAGAUAUGAUGGCUUUAAUUAACCCAGUCCCAUGAUAGAUAUGAUGGCUCUAACCCAGUCCCGUGAUAGAUAUGAUGGCUCUAACCCAGUCCCAUGAUAGAUAUGAUGGCUCUAACUCAGUCCCAUGAUAGAUAUGAUGGCUUUAACCCAGUCCCAAGAAAGACAUGAUGGCUCUAACUCAGUCCCAUGAUAGAUAUGAUGGCUCUAACCCAGUCCCAUGAUAGAUAUGAUGGCUCUAACCCAGUCUCAUGAUAGACAUGAUGGCUCUAACUCAGUCCCAUGAUAGAUAUGAUGGCUCUAACUCAGUCCCAUGAUAGAUAUGAUGGCUUUAACCCAGUCCCAUGAUAGAUAUGAUGGCUCUAACCCAGUCUCAUGAUAGAUAUGAUGGCUCUAACCCAGUCCCAUGAUAGAUAUGAUGGCUCUAAGCCAGUCUCAUGAUAGAUAUGAUGGCUCUAACCCAGUCUCAUGAUAGAUAUGAUGGCUCUAACCCAGUCCCAUGAUAGAUAUGAUGGCUUUAACCCAGUCCCAUGAUAGAUAUGAUGGCUCUAACCCAGUCUCAUGAUAGAUAUGAUGGCUCUAACCCAGUCCCAUGAUAGAUAUGAUGGCUCUAACCCAGUCCCAUGAUAGAUAUGAUGGCUCUAACCCAGUCCCAUGACAGAUAUGAUGGCUCUAACCCAGUCCCAUGAUAGAUAUGAUGGCUUUAACCCAGUCCCAUGAUAGAUAUGAUGGCUCUAACCCAGUCCCAUGAUAGAUAUGAUGGCUUUAAUUAACCCAGUCCCAUGAUAGAUAUGAUGGCUUUAAUUAACCCAGUCCCAUGAUAGAUAUGAUGGCUUUAAUUAACCCAGUCCCAUGAUAGAUAUGAUGGCUCUAACUCAGUCCCAUGACAGAUAUGAUGGCUCUAACCCAGUCCCAAGAUAGAUAUGAUGGCUCUAACUCAGUCCCAUGAUAGAUAUGAUGGCUCUAACCCAGUCCCAUGAUAGAUAUGAUGGCUCUAACCCAGUCCCAUGAUAGAUAUGAUGGCUUUAACCCAGUCCCAUGAUAGAUAUGAUGGCUCUAACCCAGUCCCAUGAUAGAUAUGAUGGCUUUAACCAAGUCCCAUGAUAGAUAUGAUGGCUCUAACCCAGUCCCGUGAUAGAUAUGAUGGCUCUAACCCAGUCCCAUGAUAGAUAUGAUGGCUUUAAUUAACCCAGUCCCAUGAUAGAUAUGAUGGCUUCAAUUAACCCAGUCCCAUGAUAGAUAUGAUGGCUUUAAUUAACCCAGUCCCAUGAUAGAUAUGAUGGCUUUAAUUAACCCAGUCCCAUGAUAGAUAUGAUGGCUUUAAUUAACCCAGUCCCAUGAUAGAUAUGAUGGCUCUAACCCAGUCCCGUGAUAGAUAUGAUGGCUCUAACCCAGUCCCAUGAUAGAUAUGAUGGCUCUAACUCAGUCCCAUGAUAGAUAUGAUGGCUCUAACUCAGUCCCAUGAUAGAUAUGAUGGCUCUAACUCAGUCCCAUGAUAGAUAUGAUGGCUCUAACUCAGUCCCAUGAUAGAUAUGAUGGCUCUAACCCAGUCUCAUGAUAGAUAUGAUGGCUCUAACUCAGUCCCAUGAUAGAUAUGAUGGCUUUAACCCAGUCCCAUGACAGAUAUGAUGACUUUAACCCAGUCCCAUGAUAGAUAUGAUUGCUUUAACCCAGUCCCAAGAAAGACAUGAUGGCUCUAACUCAGUCCCAUGAUAGAUAUGAUGGCUCUAACCCAGUCCCAUGAUAGAUAUGAUGGCUCUAACCCAGUCUCAUGAUAGACAUGAUGGCUCUAACUCAGUCCCAUGAUAGAUAUGAUGGCUCUAACCCAGUCCCAUGAUAGAUAUGAUGGCUCUAACCCAGUCCCAUGAUAGAUAUGAUGGCUUUAACCCAGUCCCAUGAUAGAUAUGAUGGCUCUAACCCAGUCUCAUGAUAGAUAUGAUGGCUCUAACUCAGUCCCAUGAUAUAUAUGAUGGCUCUAACCCAGUCCCAUGAUAGAUAUGAUGGCUUUAACCCAGUCCCGUGAUAGAUAUGAUGCCUCAACAAAUGUUUAUGCUAAAGACUAGCUAGUCUCUCCUCCUCUCCUCUGCUCUGUCCCUUCUGGUUGUAGUACACAGACUGCAUGUGGAUCUAUCUCUCUGUCUCUCUUUCACUCUCUCUCUCUCUCUCUCUCUCUCUGUCUCUCUCUCUCUUUGUCUCUCUCUGUCUCUCUCGCUCUCACAAACUCCGACUCUAAUUACGAAACCCUGUCUAUCGUGUUAUGCAUGAGAUAACUGAGAACUGCUGGUACACUGCUUUGCUUUGGUUCAUGCGCGUCACGCAAUGCUAAAGCUGUUUAGAAUUCAAGAGGGAUUAGGGAAGGUAAUUUCUGAGAUAGUCUGCGAGAUAUUUUCACAGAGUGCAAAUUUCAGUUGUGUUGUUAUAUACAGUGACUGUCUUGUGAUGUUUUGUUUUCCAUGAUUUUCUUUGAGAAACAGAAUUUCACAAUUACUGUCAUUACUUCCUAAGCAUGUCAUUCCUGUUGAUGGUACACUGUCUUUCAUUGGUUGAAUAUGUUUUUCCUCCAAUGAUAGUGAUGUUGUUGAUAUGCACUCUGAAUCUACAAAUUCUCUUCACAUCAAUGUAUAAAUGUUAUGCUCAGCUCUAUGUGACAGUCAGUAUUUUGCAGUAACUUUCAUUGUAAAUAUGUGGAAGAUCUUGUUUUUUACUUGCAUGUAUAUUUUUUAAAUGUGUAUAUUGUGCUUGAUUUGAUACAAAUAUUGAUAUUUGCUUAUGGUCAUAGGAGUGAAUUUGGUCCCUCAAUCUCUAUUAGGUCCUCAUACUUGUCAGUAAUCCAAGUGUUACAGCAGUAGUUCUUGUAGUAAAGAGUAAUAAUUUCAACAAGGAACCAACUGUCCGGACAGUAUAUUUGCAUAUUUGUAAAUCAUCAAUAAAUCUGUGAUGUGCUA
This is a messenger RNA of Salvelinus fontinalis (brook trout), 6891 nucleotides long. RefSeq names its product transmembrane protein 154-like. Lineage: Eukaryota; Metazoa; Chordata; Actinopteri; Salmoniformes; Salmonidae. The transcript is spliced from 10 exons. The record is from RefSeq and is a predicted model, not a curated record. The coding region runs from base 1453 to 2100 and encodes 215 amino acids.